This is a messenger RNA of Monoraphidium neglectum, 1689 nucleotides long. RefSeq lists its product as hypothetical. Gene Ontology annotation, molecular function: ubiquitin-protein transferase activity. Lineage: Eukaryota; Viridiplantae; Chlorophyta; Chlorophyceae; Sphaeropleales; Selenastraceae. The transcript has 11 exons. The coding region runs from base 1 to 1689 and encodes 562 amino acids. The record is from RefSeq and is a predicted model, not a curated record. Gene Ontology annotation, biological process: organelle organization; protein ubiquitination.
AUGGGACGAGCGGCUGCCCGGCGUCCCACCAAAAGGCACAGCGGCGGCGGCGGCGGGGCCGGCGGCGGCGACGAGCGCCCGCCGCUGCAGCGCUCACAGACGAUAGGCCUGGAGCGCCGCAGCUGGGAGCACUCCGUCCCCACGCGCGGGGUGAUGUCGCGGCAGGCCAGCCUGCCGCGGGACUGGCGCCUGGAGGACACGCACUUUGAGGUGGGGUCCCCUCUGUCCCUGGGGUCGAGCCCCAGGUCUCAGCCUGCGACACCUUCGUCGACGCCGGUCCAGGGCGGCGCCUUUGCGGCGCGGCUGGACGUCUACAGGGCGGCGGCCAAGCGGGACGCGCGCAGCAAGUACAGCUGGUGGGACAAGAUGGCGUCUUCCAUGCUGAAUGAGAAGCCCGACGAGGCGGUGGACACCGGCAAGGGCUACGCGCCGCAGUAUGACGUCACCGGCCAGGUGGGCGAGACUCUCGGGGAAGGAGAGGGCGCGGCACCGGCGGCCACAGUGGAGGUGGUCGAGGGCAAGGACGACGCUGCACGGGCGCGCGGCGAACGGGACGACCCUCUCUCCAACUGCAGCACAGCUAGCGCCCUCGGCGGCCGCGCGGGCCUGGGCAGCAGCAUGACGGACGGCUCUGGCGUCUCUGUCUGCGGCGUCGUCUGCUCCGCGGGGAUACAGCAAGCAGGGACCUGCAACAGGGCGGGGGGCGACCGCGGCGAGUUCGGGUUGGAGGCAGGGGGGGCAAGGGGCGAGGCGGUGAAGCUCGAGCACGUCCUGCCUGCGCUGGUGGCGCUGCGGGGCCGUGCCGACUCAAGCAACCCGAAGCCCUGCGAGCUCAGCGAUGGUGGGGCGGGCCAGGGCGGCGCGACACGCGCCGUUUACCACGAGCUGGUGGAGGAGGAUAUCCUGGUGACCCGCAGCGCCGCGGGCCACGCGGUGCGCAACCCCUUCGAGACGCGGCGCGAGCUGUUCGCGGCGGACUGGUACCUAGAUGAUGGAAGCGGCCAGCGCGUCCGCGUUGAGGGCAGCCGCGGCGCGCGCUGGCAGGACGACGCGCUGGAGACGCGCCAGGACUACAGGGAGAAGCCAGAGGGCGCCGGGCUGCAGUCGCUGGCGCAGUUCUUCACGGGCCACCGGACGCAGGGCUACAAGCGGAAGGAAGCGUUUGUCCCCGUUGGCGCCAUCCUAACCGUAGUAGGCGAGCUCGCCCGCAACGCGCUCCCCGGCACCGGCGGCGGCGCCCGCUGGGUCGUGCGCCCCCCGCCGCGCCGCCCCUACUACAUCACUGGCCAGUCGCUGCAGCAGCUGCGCGGCGGCUUCCUGGGGGCGGCGGGGACGUACAGGAAGCUCGCGAUCGCGUUCGGGGGCCUGGGGGUGUACCUGAUAGUCCGCAAGGCGCUGCGGCGCUGGCUGCGCGCGCGGCGGGAGCUGCGCGCGCGGCGCAUGCUGCAGGACGCCGUCCGCGCGCGCGAGGCGCGGCGGCGGCUCGCCGCGGCGGGCGGCGGCGGCGGCGGGGAGGAGGCGGCGGAGGAGCGGGACGCGGACACAUGUGUCGUGUGCAUCGAGGAGCAGGCGUGCAUGGCGUUCGUGGCGUGCGGGCACCUGUGCGCGUGCGCCAAGUGCAGCAAGCAGCUGAAGCGGUGCCCGGUCUGCCGGACUGCGUCGGACUGCAUCCGGGUGUACAGGAUGUGA